Molecule: messenger RNA, 762 nt
Organism: Raphanus sativus (radish)
Lineage: Eukaryota; Viridiplantae; Streptophyta; Magnoliopsida; Brassicales; Brassicaceae
Exons: 1
Coding region: 52-552 (166 amino acids)
Source: RefSeq, a predicted model, not a curated record
ACAUUCUCUCUCUCUCUCUCUCUCCCUCUCCCUCCCCCUCCCCCUCUCUCGAUGACCACAAGUCUACAAAGCGAUCCAACGAUGCUACUUUCAUCGCCAGAGGUCAUGAUCCCUUCUCACCAGCCAACUCCAGCAUCAACAACACAAAUCUCAUACGACGAGCCAGAGCCGGUGACGUGUGACUGCUGCGGAUUAACCGAGGAGUGCACACAAUCUUACAUAGAAAUGAUCAGAGAACGUUACAUGGGUAAAUGGAUCUGUGGUCUAUGUUCUGAAGCUGUGAAGUACGAGGUUAUAAGAACAAAACGUUUGCUAACUACAGAGGAAGCCAUGGCAAGACACAUGAACAUGUGUUACAAGUUCAAAUCCUCGAGCCCGCCUCCUAAUCCUACCGGACGUUUGAUCUCAGCUAUGACACAGAUCUUAAGAAGAAGCUUGGAUUCUCCAAGGAUGCUCAGAUCAAUGCCUAGUAGUCCUUCAAAAGACGAAGAAGAUUGUUUUGUUUCAAAUGUUUUGUCUAGGUCCGAUAGCUGCUUUGCUAGCUUGACUUAAAAAAGCUCAUUGUUGGAGAAAAAUGUCUAAACCGGGUGAUAACCAUUCGGUUUAGGAAUCACCACCUGGAAAAGAUCCGGUUUUCAGAUUUGAAUUUUUUCAUCAGUAACCAAGAUUGGUCUCUGUAUGUAUUUGUUUUUGCCGGAUUUGUGUACCUGUGGAAAUUUUUGGGCUAAAUGCUAAUAACUUUGAAGGUUCGGAGUUGUGUCA